Molecule: messenger RNA, 1212 nt
Organism: Penicillium argentinense
Lineage: Eukaryota; Fungi; Ascomycota; Eurotiomycetes; Eurotiales; Aspergillaceae
Exons: 1
Coding region: 1-1212 (403 amino acids)
Source: RefSeq, a predicted model, not a curated record
AUGGCUGGUCUGGAGUGGAUAUUGUGGGAGAAGAAAGAAAUGUGGGAUGGGCUAACCGUGCGGCAGAUGCGCAGAAAACAGAAACAGUUGAAAUACUCGCGAGCCUCCUCCGACUCGGGCUACCCCUCCUCGCUCAGUUCCGGCAGUACAUUCCCCCUUAUUGCCUCAUCCUUAACUCCACGCUUGACGUGGCAUUCCAUUCCAUUUCUGACCGCGUGCAUCUCAGGCCUCUCGCCUGCCUCUCCUCGUUCGCCCUUCCAACCGCGCGAUCAUCUCGAAAGUCUGUUCUUGAAGCACGGCUACCCCACUCCGGUCUCUCUGUCCUCCCUGCGCGACCUCACGGCCACCUCCUCCACUUAUAACCCGCCCUCACCCUCGCCUUCGCCUUCGCCGCCGCGUGGCUCUCGUCGCGCUCGUCGUCCAUCCUACUCUCGUCACUCUGAGCCCCCUAUCGACGCCUUCGGGUCGCUUUCCCUCUCAUCGUCUUCGACUCGCCCUAUUCCUAUCCCCCGCCGCCGGGGAUCUCUCUACGAAGACGACCUCCCCGUCACCCCGUUGACGGGUCGAUUCGAUAAAGAUUCCUAUUUCGAGGAUUGGGAGCGUGCCUCACUGUCGGCCAAGUCCAGGCACUUCUCGCCUCCAUCAUCCCGACCAGGCGAUCGUGCCCGGUAUCCAAGAAUGCGCUCCGACCACUCGCCCUUCAUCUCGCCAGUUGGUUCCCCCAUCAUGUCUCCACGUCGCCCCAGUUCCCCGCAGCCCGCACGCUCACGCACUCAGAACUCGGCCAAAUCCGUGCCGGGCUUCCAUCUGGGCAACCUACCUCGUUUCCACCCAGCGGUGUAUCAAGCCGAUCCAUCCGGUAGUAGCGUUGCCGGACAGCCGCCGUCCCCGCGGCAAUCCCGGGUGCCCAACUAUCGCCCGUCAUCCAGCUCGCGUGAUUCGAAAUGGCAGUACCGGGACUUUUUCGAAGGUACUGGCCAAAGUCCCUCGGCGCCUCGUCUUGAUCCGCUGAGCAGCCCCGGUCCCGUCACGCCCUUGGCGCUCGAAGCUGGCGACUAUCUGGCAGCCGGCUCUUCCGGUGCAGCAGACCAACGAGCCCCUCGUGAACCCCCAAAGCAGCCGUCCGGCCCGACAGCCGAUUUCAUCGACAAACUGAUUGCCCGCGAGAAUGAGAAGAACCGUCUGAAACGCCAGGCCGCCAAGGGUCGAUGA